GAAGAAAAAAUGUGGAUACUCGAACCGUUUGUUUCUUCAUCACAAAUUGCUUCGAAUGCAGCAGGAUCAAAUUUACAAAUUGUAUAUAUGGUUCCGAAUAGAUCCUACAUUGUUGGAAGAAAGCGAGAUGAAUGUGAAGUAUUUGUGGAUAAUGAUAAAAGUAUUUCGAGGAAACAUGCUGUGAUCACUGUGGAUGAUUUAUCCAAUAUCAAACAAGCAUUGAUUCAAUUUUCUGAUGAUCCGAUCAUCAAGCCUAAACUAUCAGUGGAAGACUUUUCAAAAUAUGGAACAUUUGUUGUGAAAGGAACUGGUUCUCCAGAGAAAUUAACUACAAAUACCAAGACUGAUCUUGAUGGAAAUUGGAGAAUUAGAUUUGGAGUUUAUCAGUCAAUUUAUAU
Naegleria gruberi is the source of this 398-nucleotide messenger RNA. RefSeq names its product fha domain-containing protein. NCBI's taxonomy places the organism in Eukaryota, Heterolobosea, Eutetramitea, Acrasida, Naegleriidae. The transcript is spliced from 2 exons. Gene Ontology annotation, molecular function: damaged DNA binding; protein binding. The annotation marks the transcript as partial. Gene Ontology annotation, cellular component: Mre11 complex. The record is from RefSeq and is a predicted model, not a curated record. Gene Ontology annotation, biological process: double-strand break repair via homologous recombination; mitotic G2 DNA damage checkpoint signaling.